Molecule: messenger RNA, 537 nt
Organism: Chaetomium globosum CBS 148.51
Lineage: Eukaryota; Fungi; Ascomycota; Sordariomycetes; Sordariales; Chaetomiaceae
Exons: 3
Coding region: 1-537 (178 amino acids)
Source: RefSeq, a predicted model, not a curated record
AUGGCACCAGCUCGAUCAAGUACGGCAACCAGCUUUUCAAGCAAGGCGAUGUUUACUUUGGCCAGUCCGAUCCAAGCUGUCCUGAUUCUCAAGCUUCAAUACCCCGGUUUACAAAAAGCGUGGGUUAGCCUGCGAGUAGCCGACAACUCCUCUGGCUACUGGAGCCAGUAUCACCAAGUCUACUACGACGACGGUCUCGAUCAACAACCCGUUGGGCAAGUGGAUCUCUAUCUCUCCCACUUCGUUGGUGGUACCGGUUUGCCUGCAUUAUAUUGUCGCCCUUCAGUCGCCGAGUCGCUUGCUGGAAUCACAAGAAACCCUAUGAUUUCUAUAACAUACGAGCGCCUUCGAGUCUUCUUUCGCAGGGCUCGCCAUCAACACAAUCCGGCCAAGUUUACCGCCACUCUCGAGGAUAUGGAAACUUCAUUUCUGAAAGCAGUACGGGACAGAGCGGAAGCUGAGCGGCGCAGAGUGGAAGCGGAGCAACGCGUUCAGGAAUUGGAGCGGCGCCUGGCUGAAGGGUGCUUGAAAACGUAG